CAGGCAGCGACGCGGGCAGCCCGCGGGUCUUUCGAGUCAAUGCGGAAGCGGCCAGAGGUGUAGGAGCAGGAAAACCAAAACGAUCGUAGUAGGAUUGUAGAAAACCAAUAUUUUCUCUUAUAUUUUUAAUUCCACACAGCCAUUAAACAUUCAUUUAAAUCACCAUGAUUUUGUUGGAAAUCAACAAUCGGAUCAUAGAGGAGACUCUCACCCUGAAAUUCGACAGCGCGAGCAACGGGAAUAAGCCUGAAGCCGUAGAGGUUACGUUUGCAGACUUUGAUGGUGUGCUUUACCACAUCUCCAACCCCAAUGGAGACAAAACUAAAGUAAUGGUCAGCAUCUCUCUCAAGUUCUUCAAGGAGCUUCAGGAGCACGGCGCCGAUGAGGUACGAGAAAUAAUCACGAAACCUGUCAAAAACAUGAAUAAGCCUGAAGCCGUAGAGGUUACGUUUGCAGACUUUGAUGGUGUGCUUUACCACAUCUCCAACCCCAAUGGAGACAAAACUAAAGUAAUGGUCAGCAUCUCUCUCAAGUUCUUCAAGGAGCUUCAGGAGCACGGCGCCGAUGAGGUACGAGAAAUAAUCACGAAACCUGUCAAAAACAUGUAUAUCGAGGCUAAGAAAGACAGAGUAACUGUUGUGUUCAGCACAGUGUUCAAGGAUGACGACGAUGUCAUCAUCGGGAAAGUGUUCAUGCAGGAGUUUAAGGAGGGCAGGAGGGCCAGUCACACGGCUCCUCAGGUGCUGUUCAGUCACAGAGAACCUCCUCUGGAGCUAAAGGACACCGACGCCACAGUGGGAGACAACAUCGGCUACAUCACUUUUGUGCUGUUUCCUCGACACACCAACGCCAACACCAGAGACAACACCAUCAACCUCAUCCACACCUUCCGGGACUAUCUGCACUACCACAUAAAGUGCUCCAAGGCUUACAUCCACACUCGCAUGAGGUCCAAGACCUCGGACUUCCUGAAGGUACUCAACCGAGCUCGCCCGGACGCUGAGAAAAAAGAGAUGAAAACUAUUUCGGGCAAGACCUUCUCCCGUUAAGGACAUGAUGUGCAAUCACGAGACCAGCAUCUGUGGACUCCAUCGUACACCUCUGGCCAGUGAUGUCAAUCCUCCACCUGUAAAUUGCACCUCAACAGGGAGACAAAAAUGUAUUUCUCGCUUUGCGUUUAUAGGAUAAAUGUCAUUUGUAUGGCGGAUAAAUGUUUUUUUUUUGAUACACUCUUAUGUUUCAUUGCGUAGCUCUGU
Sinocyclocheilus grahami is the source of this 1256-nucleotide messenger RNA. RefSeq names its product actin-related protein 2/3 complex subunit 2-like. Lineage: Eukaryota; Metazoa; Chordata; Actinopteri; Cypriniformes; Cyprinidae. The record is from RefSeq and is a predicted model, not a curated record. Gene Ontology annotation, molecular function: actin filament binding; structural constituent of cytoskeleton. The transcript is spliced from 10 exons. Gene Ontology annotation, biological process: actin filament polymerization; Arp2/3 complex-mediated actin nucleation. Gene Ontology annotation, cellular component: Arp2/3 protein complex; actin cytoskeleton. Bases 165 to 1049 code for a protein of 294 amino acids.